Messenger RNA from Spirodela intermedia, 2692 nucleotides. The record is from the annotation of a GenBank genome assembly. NCBI's taxonomy places the organism in Eukaryota, Viridiplantae, Streptophyta, Magnoliopsida, Alismatales, Araceae.
AUGGGGAGCGACAGCGAGACGGAGAAGUCCGUUAAGGACAAGAAGAAGAUGAUGGCGCUGGCGCCCAUCUCCAAGCCCCUCGCUGGCAAGAAGCUGUGCAAGCGCACGCUAAAACUCGUCAGGAGAGGUAAGACUCGUCCCGUGGUAUCUAUUUGGCUGUGUUGUGGAUUUAAAUAGCUUAUUUAAAGAAGGUUAGGAGGACGUGGGAGGGAGGGGGAUUCGUUUCUGUGCUUACGACUGGCGGCGGAGGACCCUGAAACUAGCUGACUGGCGUCCGAGGGAAUAUGAGGGACGCGGCGAGGGAUCCUGCCUUUUAUUAACUUCCUACUUGACAUUUUUCACUUUAUUAUCCGUGAGUAUGAUGAUAUUUUAAUUUUUCUUGUUUAAAUCCUUUCAGCUGCCGAGUCCAAAUGCCUGAAGAGAGGUGUGAAGGAAGUGGUGAAAAGCAUCCGACGGGGUCACAAGGGGUGGGCUUCCUCUAUUCUCCCAAAUUUCCUUUUCGUCUGACGAGGUCUUUCAUAUUAUUAUGUUAUACUGAUUCAACACUCAUCCAAAGACUGGAUGCUGGUAUACACCUUUUCUAGCCCCUGGAUAACCAUGUAUAAAUAAUCUACGCAUUCUAAUUGCUCUCCAUGCCAGUGACAGUUUAUCUUAUCAGUGGGAUCUCAGUUUUCUCUCCUUUUUAUUUCGCUAACAUCCCGAGCUUUCGACGACCUGUGUGUUUUCUUUUCCAUGGAGCUUUGAUUCAUGCUGGUUCGCAAGCCCCACUAAAGUAAGAACAGUUCAAAACCAAAAAUUUGUCUGCUUGAGUGAUUAGACGGUAUAUAUAUACGCCAAGUGCAAGGAUUAGCCCACGCUACUCGAAGAAUUCAGAAUUUGGCUGCCUGGCGAUAUCCUCCGAAGAGCAAAAGGGCUAAUGUGACUUAACUUUUACGUUUUCCUGUGGAAAUUAAUGUACAGCUAAGAUAUUAUAUGUAGCUUUUGUUGGCUUUUGAUCAGAGCAAAUUCAGGAAGAAGGCUCUGAUCGAUUAUACUGUUUCAGAUUCGCUCUUCGUUUCUCAACAAGUACUUCUCUAAGAGGAAAGAGUCUGAAAUUUCUUUUUCUAUGGGUACAGACGGUUUUCGUCGGAAUAUUAGAGUAUCAUUCGUUCUUAUUGUUACAAAAAAAUCUAUAUCAUCUUUGGUGAUGAUUUAAUUUAUAGCUUUAAAAAAUUUAACAUUUUGUUACCCUGCUCAUCACCUAAAGACGUGCCAAAUGGUUACAUCACUUGUGACGAUUUCUUCAUAGAGAGAGCCAAUCUGUCUCAUUUGGUUUUAGCGUGCUUAAUCCUUUUUAAUGUUUUUUACUUACCCUCCUUUGAUGCCGAGGAAAUUAAUUGUUUCUAAGAAUAAAUUUCCAAGCAUCAUUAGAUCGCUUGCUCACCUAGUGACUUUCGCCUUUUUGAAUGGAAUUUAUCCUGAGCUUUAAACAUAUAAUGUUUUCAUUGUUUUGUUCGACUUUCUCCAUUCUCUGAUGCUCAGAGGUGCGGAUCCUCUUUUGGUCCAGCCAAAACUAGUCAAAAUUGUCUUUAUUGGAAAAAAAUUCUGAGAAGAUGGAGUUUUUGGCAUUUAUUUAUCUCAUAAUGGGACUUCGAAUCAGUCUUUCCGGUUUAUAUUAUAAGAUCCGUAAUUAUCAUCACAGUUGUCUGAUCCUUAUUUUUUAUGCAUCUAAUUUUGAGGGGCAGCUAGUCUUGAGCUCUGGUUAAUUUAUUGUUACUCAGGUUGUGUGUAAUAGCUGGGAACAUCUCUCCCAUUGAUGUGAUUACACACGUCCCAAUACUAUGUGAGGAGGCCGACAUCCCCUACGUUUACGUCCCUUCAAAGGAGGUGAACCUUUAGUUUUUCGGAAAUUUUUGCCCGUAUUAUUUCUUUUAUUUCUCUUCUGAUCUUGCUGUACAUCUGCUUCAGCAGAUCCUUGAGACUAUCCCUUUAGACAUAAUAAUUACGGCUAAACACCCAGGGAUGUGCAUUAGUUGGGUAAUCAUGUUUAUCAUAGUGUUUCGAAAAUUCAUGUUUCUCUCGUUUCAUUGUUUUCUCUCACUUUGAUAUGCUGUUUUUUAUCUUCUGCGGUGAAUCUUGAGAGCGGCCCUUUCACACGCUAUAACUUUUGAUAAUCACCCAGGAAUGUCUCUUAAUUGGGAUUACCAUUAUUUUAAUCUCAUCAAGUUAAAUUUGGGAUCUCAUUAAGAUAAUUCAAUGCCUAGAACAUGAAAAAUUCGAUUUGGGUACUGCAGAAAUCUAGGAAAUUUUGAUUUGCAUGAGCACUCAAGUUCUAAAUGUUUGAAUUGAAUAUCUGGCUUCAGAGUUUAUUCCCAAGCAGGUAUCGUUGUUUCCCCUCUCGUCUAAAUUCUUUCCCUUUGAUAGCUCAGCGCCUAGAACAGGAACAUUGAUCCAGGCAGAACGAGAAUCAAGCUGUGUGGAUUUGGAAAGUUCCCACCUCACCUACUUUCGUGCGUUAACUUUUGGUGGGUUUUGGUUUUCCUCGGCACAGGAUCUGGCCACUGCGGGGGCCACCAAGAGGCCCACCUGCUGCGUGCUGGUGAUGACCAAGCCGGCCAAAGGGGAGCUUGCCCAGGAGGAGCAGGAGAAGCUGAAGUCGGACUACGCGCAGGUGGCAUCAGAGGUGAAGGAUCUCGCGUCCUCUCUGUACUGA